Molecule: messenger RNA, 574 nt
Organism: Mytilus trossulus (common blue mussel)
Lineage: Eukaryota; Metazoa; Mollusca; Bivalvia; Mytilida; Mytilidae
Product: perlwapin-like protein
Exons: 4
Coding region: 64-441 (125 amino acids)
Cellular component (GO): extracellular region
Molecular function (GO): serine-type endopeptidase inhibitor activity
Source: RefSeq, a predicted model, not a curated record
UAAAUUGCUUUUACAGUUUUAUGUUAUUUUAGAUAUAAGCAAAUUAAUGGCAACUGUGGUACAAUGAACGUAUAUUUCAUAUUGUUUCUGGGAUUUUUUGCUUUUAUAGAGGUGAACUGUAAAAGCCGUAACAGUAAAAGCCUAGGCACUUGUCCUAAGUUGGACAUUAGUUCAGUAUGUGUCGUCGAUUAUAAAUUCAAUUGUUUGUUCCAAAAACAAUGUCCAACGGGAUAUCGAUGUUGUACCUAUGGUUGCAAUAGACGGUGUGCAGCAGUCACAGUCAAUAAAAAUCACUUAGGGUCUUGCCGUAAUAGUUCUGGUAAAAAGGGAAAAAGAUGUAAAAAAGACAAAAGUUGCAAAAGACAUGAAAAAUGUUGCAAUAAAAGAUGCAGAAGAGUCAGGAAAAAAAUAGCUCCAGUUCGUUAUCCUAUCAAAAAAUAGUUCGAAUAUUUUUUUGAUGUAACGAAUAACAAUAAAUAGGUAACACCAUUGUAAAUAUUACGUCUUUGUAUCAUUUCAAAUUUUGUACCAGGUAACAACUGUUGUCAUUUGUGAAAUAAAAAUGAUUCACUUA